CAUCACGAUAAAGAAGCAUGGAACCAAAUCCAAAAAUUGAUCAAGGCUUGAAGCCAAUUCUUACGCAUUCUAAUCCCCAUUAUCUGAAGAAUCUUAUUCCCUACGCUACUUUUAUUCUCCUCAAAUCUUUAUAGCAUUUAAAUUCCUCCAUAAGAAUUUAUUUUAUGCUUCUUGUUGGCUGAAGCUAUAAUCUACAAAAUAUUUCUAUUUUCUCCUAUUUUCUUAGAAAUUUGUUGAUAUUUGGAGCAGAGGAAUCAAAGAGAGAUGGGGGUAAUGGUAUCGAGGUUAGUGAGGAUGUUAUUUGCAAAGAAAGAAAUGAGAAUAUUAAUGGUGGGUCUUGAUGCUGCUGGUAAAACAACCAUUCUUUACAAGCUCAAGCUUGGUGAGGUUGUCACUACCAUCCCUACUAUUGGAUUUAAUGUAGAAACUGUGGAGUACAAAAAUGUGAGCUUCACUGUUUGGGAUGUUGGUGGCCAGGACAAGAUAAGGCCAUUGUGGAGGCAUUACUUCCAAAACACACAAGGUCUAAUAUUUGUGGUGGAUACUAAUGACAGAGACAGAAUCACUGAAGCCAGAGAUGAACUCCACAGGAUGCUAAGUGAGGAUGAGCUGAGUGAUGCAACACUUUUAGUAUUUGCCAACAAACAAGAUCUCCCAAAUGCUAUGCCUGUUGCUGAAGUUACUGAUAAACUUGGCCUACACUCCCUUCGACGCCGCCGCUGGUAUAUACAAGCUGCUUGUGCAACUUCUGGUGAAGGACUUUAUGAAGGUUUAGAUUGGCUUUCUAGCAAUAUAUUUAACAAGGUUUAGAUUGCAGUCAUAAAGUUUAUGAUCAGUUGAUGCCUGCCAGCGAGAGAAUUUGUUCAAACAUACUGCAUUAGUGCUGAUUUCUCAACUUUACUGCACUUAGAUUGUUCUAGAAAAGAGUUUCUCUCUGUCCCUUUAAAUUUACAUUUUGCACUAUAACACAAAAAAUUCUCACAUAUUUGAAUCUUAUAAUGCAAACUCAAAACUGUAUUAUGUCUUAUCUGUGUGUUCAUGACAAAUGAUGAUUGUAUGUAAUGUUUCU
This is a messenger RNA of Amaranthus tricolor (Joseph's coat), 1069 nucleotides long. RefSeq names its product ADP-ribosylation factor 2-like. Gene Ontology annotation, cellular component: cytoplasm. Gene Ontology annotation, biological process: intracellular protein transport; vesicle-mediated transport. Bases 265 to 810 code for a protein of 181 amino acids. Lineage: Eukaryota; Viridiplantae; Streptophyta; Magnoliopsida; Caryophyllales; Amaranthaceae. The transcript has 5 exons. The record is from RefSeq and is a predicted model, not a curated record. Gene Ontology annotation, molecular function: GTP binding; GTPase activity.